GACAUUCGACAAUCAAGACGCGAAACGCGAAUUUGCCAAAUAUCGGAAGAUGGCGACGAAGCAGACGAGUUGUCGCGCUGCUUGAUUUUUUUUAAUUGUCGUGGAGUUAUCGGCACUGACACGAAGAGAACCGAGAAGAAUCGGCGAGCAGCUUUUCUAUCACCAACUGUUGCUGCACAUCCGUCGCGUCGUUUGUCGUUUGGCCGUCGUUGUCCUUUUCUGCUGCACCUCCAUGAACCCCGCCGACAACCCUGCUGACGCCGGCCCGGCAGGCCCCGCACUGGCGGCCGUUCCGAACAGGCCCCCUCUCUACACCACUGGACUGGCGCCUAAGAAGAUCAAACUUCUGAGGCGUAAAUGCCGUGCCCCGUCCAACCUAGAGCUACGCAACAAAAUGAGGAAAUUAGACCUGAAGCAAGUGCUUCAGCUGAAUGGCCAAAAGUUCUUGUCAAGCCAGAACAAAGCCAGUUUGGUCCAGCAGGUCUUCAACCUGUUGCAGGAGGUCGACCGGUUCACUGAGCCGCCCCUUCACGUGUCUCUCACAAUGCCAAAGCCGCCCCUGUGAACCACCGCGGCCUGAGUGCCAGGGCCACUCGACUUCUCCGUAGCAAGACGCGGGGAAUGCCGCCUCUGAGUUGGAGUCCACUCUGAAAAAGAUGGAGCUACAGAUGGCCAUUAAAAUGAAUGGGCGUCGCAUCAAGACCACUUGGA
Molecule: messenger RNA, 711 nt
Organism: Neocloeon triangulifer
Lineage: Eukaryota; Metazoa; Arthropoda; Insecta; Ephemeroptera; Baetidae
Exons: 5
Coding region: 233-565 (110 amino acids)
Source: RefSeq, a predicted model, not a curated record